AUGUGCUUGUUUGGCGUAGUGAUUAUAAAGGAUCUUGGACUUGAUUAUGUCAAGAUAGAUGCUUGUGCUAAUGAUUGUAUUUUGUAUAGAGGAAAAGACUACGAAAAUCUUGACGAAUGUCCUAUUUGUGAGAAAAGUAGAUGGAAAGAAAAUACGAAGAAGAAUAAUGUCCCUAAUAAGAUAGUUCGUUACUUUCCCAUAAAACCAAGACUACAAAGAUUGUUUAUGUCAAAACAAAUUGCACAAGACAUGAAAUGCCAUAAAGAUAAAAGAAUUGAUGACGGAAUUUUGAGGCACCCAGCUGACUCUUUGACAUGGAAAAGAUUUGAUGAUCAACACAAGUUUUUCUCUGCAGAUGCACGUAAUAUAAGACUUGGUCUAGCAUCAGAUGGUUUUAAUCCCUUCGGACCAACUAGUCCUGGAAAUGAUAUUGAUGUUUACCUUCAACCACUAAUUGAUGACUUAAAGGAAUUAUGGGAUGUGGGUAUUGAAACCUAUGAUGUUUCUUCAAGCAGUAAUUUUCAAUUACAUGCAGCCUUGUUAUGGACUAUAAAUGAUUUUCCAGCUUACGGGAUGCUAUCUGGAUGGAGUACUAAAGGAUCAUUAGCUUGUCCUUGUUGCAACAAAGAAACCAUCUCAUGUCAUUUAAAAUAUAGUUUCAAGCAAUGCUACAUGGGUCACCGUAGAUUUUUACCUACUAACCACCCUUGGCGUAAUAAUAAGAGCUCAUUUGACAAUACAAAAGAGGUUAGACAUGCACCACAACCAUUGACAGGAGAUGAAGUCAUAGCGCAACAUGAAAAUAUACAACCAGUGAUCUUUGGUAAAACCAUAAGAAAACGAAAGCGGAAUGAAGGUGAAAAACAUAAUUGGAAGAAAAAAAGUAUAUUUUUCCAAUUACCUUAUUGGAAAACUAUAUUAUUAAGGCAUAAUCUAGAUGUGAUGCAUAUAGAAAAAAAUAUUUGUGAAAGUGUUAUUGGGACAUUGUUGAAUAUUGAUGGAAAAACAAAAGAUACUUUAAAGUCUCGGAUAGAUUUGAAACACAUGGGAUUCAAAAAGUCACUAUGUACUAUUAGAAAUGGAGACAAGUAUAUUAUUCCUCCAGCUCGUUACACGAUGUCAUCGAUAGAAAAGGCUAAAUUUUGUCAAAUAUUGAAAGAUGUUAGGUUUCCCGACUCUUAUGCCUCAAAUAUAGGUCGCUGUAUAAAUGCAAAGGAAUGCAAGAUUUCAGGACUUAAAAGUCAUGAUUAUCAUGUUCUUUUUGAGAGAAUUGUUCCACUUGCCAUCAGGGGGUUACUUCCUAAAGAUGCAUGUGAUCCAUUAAUUGAAUUAUCACUAUUCUUUGGUGACUUGUGCUCUAAAGAGUUAAAAGUGGAUGAAUUAGACUGCUUAGAGAAGCAUAUGGCAAUAACCCUUUGUAAGUUAGAGCGCAUUUUUCCACCAUCUUUUUUUGAUGUUAUGGUUCAUCUACCGAUUCAUUUGGCAAAUGAAGCAAAACUCGGAGGUACAGUUCAAUAUAGAUGGAUGUAUCCUAUUGAAAGAUUUUUACGAGUACUAAAAAAUUAUGUGCGUAACAAAGCACGUCCUGAAGGUUCAAUAGCAGAAGGGUAUCUAGCUGAAGAGUGUAUGACAUUUUGUGCCAGAUAUUUGGUUGAUAUGGACUCUAGACUAAAUCAACCUGAUAGAUAUAUGGAUUGUGUUAUCAGAUUAAAACAGUUACAAGAUGGAAGGAUCAAUGACCAACUUAUUGCGUUAUCAAGAGGGCCAGAUUCUCGGGUACUCAUCCACAAUAGAUACAUCCUUAAUAAUUUCAAAUUUCGUGCAAAAAGUGUUGAGCAACACUUAAAAACUCAAAAUAGUGGUGUGGUUGUGAAAGGAGACGAGUUAUCCGGACACGUUGAAUAUUAUGGAAUGAUUAAAAAAAUCGUUGAAGUAAGGUAUUUGGAUAAUAACUCUGUGAUAUUGUUAAAAUGUGAUUGGUUUGAGGCUCCUUCUCAAGUUCGAAAUCAAGGAAGAGGAUAUAAAAAAGAUGAGUAUGGAUUUAUUAGUCUAGAUAUCACAAAGAUAUUUUACAGAAACGAUCCAUUUGUUUUAGGUUCACAAGCUGUGUCAGUUUAUUAUGUCAAGCAGAAUAACAAUCAAAAUUGGUAUACUGUGGUAAAAGUAAAACCAAGGAAUGUUUAUGAUUUUCCUCAAGAUGAAGAUGACUCAGAGCCAUAUCAACUAAAUGAGUUUAACAAUAACAAUACAUAUAAGGCAUUAGAAACAUCGUCAUUGGACCAAAGGGAGAUUUUAAACCGAAAUGAUAUUGGUGGAACAAGCUAUGAACAUACUAUUAUCGAAGAAGAAGAGCUCAAAGUAGCAAAUGAUGCAAGUGACUAUGAUACUGAUGAUUACGAAUACGAAUCUUCAACAGAUGAGGACGACUAUUCAGAUACGGAAGAUUCUGACUCUGAAUAA
This is a messenger RNA of Vicia villosa (hairy vetch), 2460 nucleotides long. RefSeq lists its product as uncharacterized. Bases 1 to 2460 code for a protein of 819 amino acids. The transcript has 4 exons. Lineage: Eukaryota; Viridiplantae; Streptophyta; Magnoliopsida; Fabales; Fabaceae. The record is from RefSeq and is a predicted model, not a curated record.